AUGCUUUUCACACUCGCCUCAUUCUCGACCCGCCGAAUUAUAGCGACGCAACUUGCGACAGUGCAAGCGCAGCCUACUGUUUGCUCCGUCUGCGAAGAUAUCGAGCGACUCGAGGUUAAGUUGGCCGACAUGCACCGUUGGCCUUACGAGGAAUUCUCAGUUAAGGGCGGUACACUCAAGGAAGUCGCUGAGAGUAGAAGCUGUGUGUUCUGUACUUUUGUGUGGAGACGGUCUGCUUAG
Molecule: messenger RNA, 240 nt
Organism: Colletotrichum abscissum
Lineage: Eukaryota; Fungi; Ascomycota; Sordariomycetes; Glomerellales; Glomerellaceae
Exons: 2
Coding region: 1-240 (79 amino acids)
Source: RefSeq, a predicted model, not a curated record